UUAGGAAGAACGAGAACCGAAGUCCCCAUUUGAAGUCUAGUCAAAUAUUCUACGUACCUCCGGAGGAUUGUCUCUCUUGUUGCACUUCCGGCAAUAGUUGGGUCAAAAUAACCUACGACAUUGAGACACGAAGACGUAUUAUUAAUUGGUUCAUUCUCACAGCUUUGCAUGCAUAAUAAAAAAAUGCAUUGACUUGUUUCGUUACGUGUUGUUGCUAUUCUGUAAUCUGUAAAAAGUGAACGGAUUUCGAUAAACGACUCUUGAUCGUUGACGUACAAUCGCUCACACUUCAAAAUUGCAUAAGAAAUGGCCACCAUGAUGACGACGAACACAAAAAUAGUUCUCUACACGUUCCCUCCRAUACCGAAAUCGUAUUCGAUGACUCCCUUUGGUCUCAAGACCGAAAGCUUCCUUCGAGCAAACGAUAUUCCGUACGAGAAGGUCUAUACGACCUCUUUUGGCARUAACGGAACGAUUCCAUAUUUACGGAUUUUUAGCAGCGACGACGAAAGCGACGAAUCGUCCUUCGAAGAAAUCCCCGACUCGAACGCUAUCCUUUCCAGGCUCUCGAAGGACCCCCGGUUCGAGAUCAGGUCCGAUGCSAACCUGACCACCGAGCAAAAGGCCAUCGGGCACGCGUGYCUUCGGAUGCUCGAAGAGCACACYAGUCAGGCGGGAUUUUACUUUCGAUACGCCCUGAASAUGCCCGAGUUUUGCGAGGCUACCCARUUGAGAGAACGGGUGUUCAUGGGAGACGAAAGCAAGCUGGGAAAUUUUAUUUACAAUCAAUUCAAGAGCAAGAUGCCCRRGGGCUGGAUGAAGAAAGCAAAGGUUCGUGGGUUUGUCCGCUAUAGUAGCCCGGCUGUGGUAUGGGCCAUGACCUCAGAGGACCUCAAGGYCCUGGAMGAUUUGUUGUCGCAACACGUCUAUUUCUUCGGUCAGUCCCAUCCUGGGACCCUUGAUUGCACCGUCUUUGGCCACUUGUCUCAAUUCCUGUACAUCGACAUUGACUUUCCUCAAAAGAAAUAUCUGAAGGAGAGYUGUCCCAACCUGCUCAGAUUCAUGGAACAUUUCAAGACGAYGCACUUUCCMGAUUGGGAAACAMUCUGUCUUAAGCAACCCAAUGAUGCGCUUGAUCCUGAUAACCCAAGAAUGAAAGCGCUUGCCAAAAUGAAGCAAAAAGCUAUACUUGUCGGGGCAACUGCGUUGCUGGCAAUCGUUGGRGUCGGGGGCAGGUAUUUUUCAUCGGUCUUCUCUAGUAGCCAAGAACUGUGAAGAAUUUUAAUAUUUWAUGAAUAAGAAUGAGUGCAUUGRUGCACUCCAGGUWAUAUUAAUUCGCCCAUAUUUUACCGUGGCAAAUGUYGAAGAAUAACGGACGACGAACGYCUGCUUGUUCAGCCAGAUCCGAUGAGCAGGGCAAAAUUGACAAAAUUGUUSUAAAUGCACMGWGAGAUUUCAUUCGAGACUCGGACCUCUCCUCGCCACGUUACUUUGAAAUAAGCAUUGUUCUAUUAACAACGAGCCUAAAACUCUCUAAGCAAUGUUUCUAGUGUGCCGACGUCACUGUUGUGGUAAAUAAGUAUGGAAGAAUAUAAUUUAGAGUAAUCCAGUUUCUAGAUGAAAUAGUUUCUUUCGCAUUUUUUAUCUAACCGAAAGUAAAUCAGGUWAUGUUUU
Molecule: messenger RNA, 1674 nt
Organism: Pseudo-nitzschia multistriata
Lineage: Eukaryota; Bacillariophyta; Bacillariophyceae; Bacillariales; Bacillariaceae
Source: the annotation of a GenBank genome assembly